AUGUGUCAUUCCAUUAUCUAUUACUAUGCCCUAUGCCGGCACCUAGACCAGGGUGCUACCCACCAAAUCGCGUGCCACAGUGCCUUCAUAACAGGUUACGAGUGCACCGAAGAGCCGCAAAGCACAUCCUUUUUCUCCCUUAUAGGAAACUGUCUGCAAUGCAAACUUAAUCAUUUAAUGCUACGCCAGUCUGUCUAUCGCGAAUGGCGGAGAGAGGAUCUUCUGGAAGCACUAAACGAUGCAUUCCAGUAUAGCGACGACGAUGACUGGACUACAGAUGACAGCGACGCCGAGGAACUUGAUAUGGAAACGUUGUUCUCCCAGUCUCCCACCUUGACUCGUAGAAAUACCAGAGAUCGAGAUGAGAACCGGGAGACCCGUGCGUCCUUCCACAGUAGUCCAGCACGCAUGCCAACCACAGUGCAACAGUCCUCGCCUCAUUUAUCUUCUGUCGCUUUGGUUGAACAUGCUGACGAUUACGCAGAUGAUGAAGAGGAGUACGUCUACGAGAAUUCUUUGCGGGAACCUCAGCCUCGGGUACGCCGGAGCUGGCGCUCUUGGAUUCCUCUUCCUAGUAGGCUGGUGCGCAACCAGCAGACUCCUUAG
Penicillium hordei is the source of this 606-nucleotide messenger RNA. RefSeq lists its product as uncharacterized. Lineage: Eukaryota; Fungi; Ascomycota; Eurotiomycetes; Eurotiales; Aspergillaceae. The record is from RefSeq and is a predicted model, not a curated record. The transcript has a single exon. The coding region runs from base 1 to 606 and encodes 201 amino acids.